Molecule: messenger RNA, 510 nt
Organism: Drosophila takahashii
Lineage: Eukaryota; Metazoa; Arthropoda; Insecta; Diptera; Drosophilidae
Source: RefSeq, a predicted model, not a curated record
AUGAGGCAGAGUGCAAGGCUGACCAGCGCGAUGCGGAGGACAAAACUCGAUGCAUUGCAGAGAUCGCAGACUUCGAGGAAUACACGAGGACGCGCCCGGAGGCCACUCAAGCCACUCAAGUGCCUCGCGAUGGCACUGUUGGACGACCUGCACGACGACGGACGCCUGCUGUCGGAGAAGUGGGAGGAGAUCGAGGUCAAGGUGGCCGACAUGAUAGCUAAAAGGCUAUCAGUCGUGCCAAACGGUCCGAUCCCCUCCUUCGACUCGUCGGACAUGGUCAGCGGGCACCGGGUGAUCAAGUGCGAUGACUCGUUCUCAAGGUCCUUCCUGGCGGAAUGCAUAGCCAAGAUUGGAAAUGCAUGGGAAGGCCUUAGUAUUAGGCUCGUCCACGCCAGGGAGAUUCCUAGGAGGCCGCGGACUCGCAUUUGGUUGCCAAAGGAGCAGACUGACCCAGGAAAGGUGCUGUCGCUGCUGAGGGCUCAGAACCCAGAAGUGCACACAGAGGACUGA